This is a messenger RNA of Triticum dicoccoides, 1094 nucleotides long. Its product is annotated as inactive protein RESTRICTED TEV MOVEMENT 2-like. Bases 203 to 853 code for a protein of 216 amino acids. The record is from RefSeq and is a predicted model, not a curated record. Lineage: Eukaryota; Viridiplantae; Streptophyta; Magnoliopsida; Poales; Poaceae. The transcript has 3 exons. Gene Ontology annotation, biological process: cellular response to heat.
GUCAGGGUCAGGGUCAGCCGGUGGCUUGCGUCCCGGGACAUGCAUGCUUCAGUUGAGGGAUGUCCGUCCAAUCGUCACAUGCAGCGAUCGUGCGUGUUGGCAAGCCCAUGGGAGAUGCGAUGCCGGAGAAGAAGUGGUCCAGAACAGGAUACAAGGUAUCACCACCUGACAAGUUCCUUCUCUACUGUGAAGGGGAUCAGUGAUGGCCGCCCCCGCUGCCGCCCGCGGCCGCGCGUACGAGGACUUCGUGCCGCCGCACAACAUGGUCACCGAGCCGGCGACCCACACCCUCUCCGUCGAUCUCACCGCCGCAGGGUACAAGAAGGAGCACAUCAGGGUGCAGCUGGUCCGCAGCCACGGGCUAGUGGUCGUGCGCGGCGAGCGCGCCGUCGCGGGCAACCGCUGGAGCCGCUUCCGGCUGGAGUUCCGCGUGCCCGACGGCUGCGACCUCAAGGGCAUCCACGCGAGGUUCGAGGGCGGCGUCGUGCGGGUCACCAUGCCCGGGCUAAGGACGGGGCCUGCGGCCGCGGUCGGCGACGUCUCCGGCAAGCAGGUGCCCCCGGCGGCCAAGGCCGAUGCUUCCGGCGUUCGAGCAGGAGACAAGGAAGAUGAGAACGUGCAGAAACAGCCGGUGGAGGAGCGCGGGGCCGACGCGGUGAAAGAUAGUGGCCGCCUUGAUCAAGGACAAGGUACCCCUGCCGACGGCGUCCAAGGAGUGGAGGCACCGGCGCCGGCGUCAGGCCGCGGAUACAGCUACCUCCCUGAACGGAGAAAGCUUGUGACCAGCGUGGUUGGCGCGGUGCUCGUCCUGUUUAGCCUUGGCAUCUACGUCAGGUACAGCUUCGGCCCAUGAGCUGAGGCAAGAGGUGUUAACUACUCGACGUCAUUCUCUCUCUCAAAAAAAAAAACUACUCGACGUCAGAUGAGCGAUGAGCCUAAACGAUUUGCCGCCAAAACAUGUGCAAGUGCGAUAGUGCUAAAAGCGAUGCUCGGGUUGACUCAAUUGUAUCCUAAACCUGAACUACAGCUGCUUAAGAUUCAUGAAUCAUGACGGCUCCGUUAAUCUGGUACCAACAUGUACAACUUUUAUUUCA